UUCUCUCUUUCCUGGCUGCAUUACUCCCUCUUUCCCCCUCUCUCUCGCCAUCAGGAACCGAAGAUCCUCAGGGAAACCAGCCAUGAAAAACGGACAGAGGUCACAAGCGGACACGACAGGAAAGUGUCUCUGGACUUGACAAGAUGAGGCACGUUUUUACCCAAAGGGUGGUAGGAGCCUGGAACAGGCCAUGACGCCACAUUGCUGAAGGGAUGUCUGAGGUGCCUUCUCGGUCCUCCGACAAACUGCUCGACUACGGCCGGAUGUACCGCCUGGAGCGCAGGCUCGAGACCUUCAAAGACUGGCCCUUCCUGGAGGACUGCAAGUGCACGCCGGAGCGGAUGGCGCUGGCUGGGUUUGUCCACUGUCCCAGCGAGAGUGAGCCAGACGUGGCCUGUUGCUUCUUCUGCCUGAAGGAGCUGGAGGGCUGGGAGCCUGAUGAUGACCCCUGGUAUGAGCACGCUAAACGCUCUCCUCACUGUGGCUUCCUGAACAUGAAGAAGGACUUUGACACCCUGCUGGCCACCGAGUUCUUCAAACUGGAGCAGCAGCGCCUGUGCAUCUACAUUAGAAAAAUAGGUGGACAAAAGAUUGCCCAGUUCCGGGAGGAGGUGGAGCAGACCCGCAGGAACCUGCAGACCCUGUUCAGUAUUGCCCAGUACAAGGACCACAGCCAGCCUUCUCCCCCCUAAAGCCAGAACUGAGCAUGGCAUCUUCCAUCUAGAGUCUACGGAAGACAUAAGAUUUUAUGCCUCUUUAUGCAACAGUUGUUACUUUUAGCAUCCCAAUAAAUGUUAUUAACUGCA
Messenger RNA from Lepisosteus oculatus (spotted gar), 806 nucleotides. It is a transcript of the gene birc5b, whose product is annotated as baculoviral IAP repeat containing 5b. NCBI's taxonomy places the organism in Eukaryota, Metazoa, Chordata, Actinopteri, Semionotiformes, Lepisosteidae. The record is from RefSeq and is a predicted model, not a curated record.